Topomyia yanbarensis is the source of this 803-nucleotide messenger RNA. RefSeq lists its product as uncharacterized. Gene Ontology annotation, molecular function: N-acetyltransferase activity. NCBI's taxonomy places the organism in Eukaryota, Metazoa, Arthropoda, Insecta, Diptera, Culicidae. The coding region runs from base 67 to 783 and encodes 238 amino acids. The record is from RefSeq and is a predicted model, not a curated record. The transcript has 3 exons.
CUCGCAGACCAUAUUUUAGUGUAGAAGUGACUAGAUCAAGUGAUUUCUGUUAAAACGGCUCUAGCAAUGGGUUGGACAAGACCGGAAGAACCUGCCUUUCCUACCGUUUGGUACACCUUCCAAGCCAAGGACGUUGAUAGCGACCAGCUGGUAACGUACCGUGUCGAGGAUUUAACGGAGGACCGUUACGAUGACAUGAUCAAUCAUUUUAUGGAAAAUUUCCUGGACGAUGAACCGCUCUGUCAGAACAAACAGUUGUCGCAGGACGAACUUUCGCUGGCGGAAAUCAUUGGCUUUUGGCAAUGGUGUUUUAAUGAAAAGACGACCAUCGUCUGCUAUAAGGAAGGAUCGGACGAGAUUGUUGGAGCGAACUUGCUUCAUGUCAAAUGCGGUGAGAAGUUGGCGGAUUUAGAAUUGAAAAGCGAACAAAUGCGGGAUUUGAUAAAGACAAAUGAGUACAUGACGGAUCAGUUCAACAUUGGCGAACGGUACGGCGUCGAUCGAUAUCUGACCGCGUAUGGUUUGGCCAUCAACCGACGAUACCGGGGACGGGGCAUUGCUACGGCGAUGCUGAAAGCUCGCGUUCCCUUAUGUCGGGCAUUCGGACUUAAGCUGACGUCGACUAAUUUCACCGCAAUCGGGUCGCAGCUUGCGGCAGCAAAAGCGGGUUUUGAGACCAACUUAGAAGUCACGUAUGACGAUUUUGCUAAAAUGGGACCGCGAUAUUCAUUCCCUGGAAUUCAAUCGAAAAGCUUGAAACUAAUGAGCUUAAAAAUCGAAUAAAGAUAUGGAAUUAUGUUUUA